Cheilinus undulatus (humphead wrasse) is the source of this 3694-nucleotide messenger RNA. Its product is annotated as macrophage receptor MARCO-like. Bases 94 to 1575 code for a protein of 493 amino acids. NCBI's taxonomy places the organism in Eukaryota, Metazoa, Chordata, Actinopteri, Labriformes, Labridae. The transcript is spliced from 20 exons. The record is from RefSeq and is a predicted model, not a curated record. Gene Ontology annotation, cellular component: membrane.
CAGCAACAUUUCCUCCCUCACUGUACCAUCUGAUGCAUUCUGGGUAGAACGGAGCAUCAGGGCCUGCCUCUGUGGGUAUAAAGUCUGUGACUGAUGGAGACAUUUGAGGACACGAUGGCUCAAGUGUCGUUCGCUCAGACUAACCCGCUGUUUGACGCGUCUCUGAACAGGAAUGAUCUCUACAGCUCUCAGCCUGAAGAUAAGAGGCCGGCCAGGUCUAGUAGACCCGGGUGCUUGUACUUCAUUGUUUUUUACCUCAUCCUGCACACUGUCCUCAUUGCAGGCCUCAUUUAUAAAGAGUUCAAGUCUUUCCUGUCAGACCCUCAGAAGUCCAAUCACAUGGACGGACAUCUAGGCAACAACUUCCAGACUCUUCUUCAAAACAACAGCCAAGAAACAAAGAACCUGAGGAGUCGUCUGUGGGCGCUGCAGAGCCAGGUUGAUGACCUGUGCGGGGCGGAUGGUCAGAUUCACCGACUGACGUCUGACAUGAAGCUGCUCAACACCAGCACUCAAAAACUGGAUGGGAAACUGACCAGCAUCAGCCUCAAAGCAGGUCCUCCUGGUCCAGUCGGGGCACAGGGGUCCCCAGGUCCCCGUGGAGCGAAGGGUGACACCGGGGAUGCAGGAAGAUCAGGAAUACCGGGUGCUCCUGGGCCCAAGGGAGGAAAGGGAGACAGAGGAAAUGACGGUCAACGAGGACCUCCAGGAAACCAAGGACCAAGUGCAAAGGGAGAAAAAGGAGACCCGGGGCUCCAAGGUCCCCGUGGAGCGAAGGGUGACACCGGGGAUGCAGGAAGAUCAGGAAUACCGGGUGCUCCUGGGCCCAAGGGAGGAAAGGGAGACAGAGGAAACGACGGUCAACGAGGACCUCCAGGUCCUUCUGGUCCAGCCGGGGCCCAGGGAUCUCCAGGACAGAAGGGGUCUAAAGGUGAUGGGGGUACUGUUGGCCCAAAAGGAGACCUGGGACCCAAAGGAGAGAAAGGAGGUGCCGGCCAGCCUGGACCCACUGGACCUCCUGGACCACCCGGAAACCAAGGACCAAGUGCAAAGGGAGAAAAAGGAGACCCGGGGCUCCAAGGUCCCCGUGGAGCGAAGGGUGACACCGGGGAUGCAGGAAGAUCAGGAAUACCGGGUGCUCCUGGGCCCAAGGGAGGAAAGGGAGACAGAGGAAACGACGGUCAACGAGGACCUCCAGGUCCGAUUGGAUCUCGUGGUUUGAAAGGGGCUGUUGGUCCUCCUGGACCCCCAGGACCUAAAGGAGAACAAUGGGUCAGCCCAAAUGUGCGUCUCGUGCCGGCGGGGAGCCGAGGCCGUGUGGAGGUGAAGUACAACAGUGAGUGGGGCACAGUUUGUGAUGACGGCUUUGACACCGUGGACGGCAAAGUGAUCUGUAGGAUGCUUGGCUUUCAACAUGCCACUGAGACCUUCACUGCUACCUCAGGCACCGGGAAGAUCUGGCUGGACGACCUGGCCUGUGUAGGAACAGAAGGGGACAUCUUUGACUGUCCUCACUCUGGAAUCGGUGUUAACAACUGCGGACACUCGGAGGACGCUGGAGUGAGCUGUGCUUAAGCUGACACCAUCCUGAAGACACAGAAGAAAGAUGUUUCUGCUGGUCUUCACUGUUCACUUUGAUAAACAUGCAGAUAAAAAACUGACAGGAAGAGACCAUGCUCUGUGACGUCACACUCAUAAUGGGAAAACAUCAUGUCUGCUAUAAUCCAGGUCAAUAAAACCAGAAACAAAGGACUUUAAAAUCAGGCUCAUAUACAAUACUCUGCACAACUUUUAGGCAUGUUUGGGCUAAAAACUGAGGAUGAAGUAAGGUUUGUGAUCAGCAAGGUCAUCUGAGGGCACGAUAUGGCAGGAAGGAGGAUUGACACAACCCUGGCAGUGCUCUGGAUGUCCUUGCAUGUUACCAAGGGCAUCUGUUGGAAAGAUAACAAAGUCAACAAUAUAAGGGGGGAGUAAGGGGUGAAUGUGGCGACUAAGCACGGCCUCGGGUUCCAUACAGGUGGGUUUCCAUGUGCUCCUUGUCAUGCUGUGGAUGUCCCACUGGCCUGAAGUCCACUGAAUAGAAUAGAAUCGUCUUUAUUGCCAUUGUACAAUGAAAUUGAGUGCAAUCCUUGUGGUGCCAUGACAGUCAAUCAGAGCCACAAAAACAAUGAAUGUGCAAAAUAGAUAAAACCAUAUUUAAAUCCAUAAAGAAGAUCUGAAACAAUACAAAAGUGUCUAAGGAGAAAAUAAAAGCACAUAACAACCACCCAUACAGGAAAUCUCACAUCACAUUGCACUAAAUUUUUUAAAGUUCAAAAUCAGUUCAUCAGGUCCAAGCAGAUUUCAGUGUGGUGAUGGUUUUUGCAUAAAAACCAUUUAACUGGGGUUCUCGGGGCAAUGAGCGAGGGUUAUAAAAGAAAUGCUGUUGAGCUUGAACUUGACUUCCAGGCGACACAUGUGUGCUUGUAGACAGCUUGACCUUGGCAGUCCUGCUAGCCCUCCAGCCCCAGUCUGUGGCAGAUCAGGCCCUAUGAAGAAUCCUUAUUGCCCUACAUGCCUAAAACUUCUGCACGUGACUUUGAAUGUCAGGAAACCCUAUUAUGGUCACAUAACAACCUCCAGAGUGUCUGCUUUUCUCCCAUUUUCAUCCGUUUACAGUGGCAUCAGUGCAGACCCUCUACAGUACAACAUGAUAACAUUUAAGCUUCCUAUUUUGAGCAUGACGUCACAGAAACAUGGCCACUGAGGGAUAAAUGCUUUAGCAUAUAAAUCAUUGACACACCAGGCUGCAGGGAAGAAAACAGCACUGAUACCAAUCAUGCCCACAGCUGGAUGUCAUCACAUUUUUAUAAAUGAGUAUGAAAUUCUCCUUAUUGCUGAACACAUUAGCUUAAAUGAUGGCCUCAUGUAAACAGAAUCAUGCUGAUUUAACUUUUCUGCUAUAAAACUCUGCACUCUUUCACAAACGAACAGAGCUGAAACUGUCUGCCUCUUUAGUUCAAAUCAUCAUCUGCCACUCAGUCUUCAUCAAUCCUCCUCCUCCUCCUCCUCCCAUGCUCGGCCGCUCUCCCCCUCAGCGACAUGCCAUCACCUUCUGUCCAUCGCUCACCACCGUACACCGCUCUGCAGAGGUCAGCAGAGAUGAAGAGGUCAUUUUGAAAGGCUGGAGUAGAGAUGAGGAAAUGUUUCUGACACAGCUGGCACAUCACGUUUUAUCUGACGCCUGCAGGAGGAAGACCGUAGAUCAGAGGAGGAGGAGGGAGAAGAGCUGUCCCCAUCUCUGUUCUUCUGUUUGAUGCUAAAUAGAACGCAUGCCAGGAUGGCCUGCUGCUGUCCUCCAUGUUUGAUUUUCUACUUAAGUAACAUCUGAUCAUGGAACUUAGAGAUUGAAGCUACAGCAGGGAGACUACCUGUAAAUCAAUGCUUCUUACAUUAAGCUUAAAUGACGGCCUAGGCAUGUGAUUAAUCAGAAGUAACCGUCCACAGAGACUACACUUAGUUGCAGUUACAUUUUUAAGACCUGGCUACAUGAAUUAUGAGUGAGUGAAGCUCAAGUUCAAAAGAUAACUCCAUCGCUGAUAUCUUUAUAUAAUGCCUGGAUUAUGAUACAUUUAUACUCUGGACAACUGUAUUUAACCAUGUGAAGUAAUGUUUACUUGAUGAUACGUUUUAAAUAAACUGGCCAAUGAUUUUA